This is a messenger RNA of Paramecium sonneborni, 772 nucleotides long. NCBI's taxonomy places the organism in Eukaryota, Ciliophora, Oligohymenophorea, Peniculida, Parameciidae. The record is from the annotation of a GenBank genome assembly.
AUGGAAUAUAAUGAAAUAAAGUAACAGGUAACUAAUUUAUUAAUUUACAGAUUGUUUCAAACAUAAAGGAAAACAAAUAACAAAUCAAAGACCUUUAAACAUUUCUAAAAACUUAGCAUAAUGAAUAUAGUGAAGCUUAAUGUAAGAUAGAAGAAGAAAAAUAGAAAAGAAGGAAAGCAAAGAGCUCGAAGAACAAAUUUUCUAGCUUUGAAAAUGCAAUCAAUAGACCACCAUUUUUUAGUGCUACCCAUGUUGAGUAAGCGUUUAAUGAAUAAACCUUUAUUGAUAAUGAAGUGCCAGCAUUGACAGCAACCUAAAAAGCAUAAUUAAUAACUCCAUCAAGAAACAAAAGCCCAAAGAUAAGUAUGAUUAAGAAAUGAAUUUGCAGCUACAUUUAAAAUUGAACAUCCAUUAUCAAAAUUACAAAGUGACUUUCCCACACUAAAAUAGAAUUAAAUGAGUGAUAAAGAAAUUCAAAGAUUAGAGAAAUGGAAAACAAUCACAAAUGAAAGGUCAAAGUUAUAAAUAGAAGAGGUACUUAAAUUGUUUAUUAAGCAAAAUAAAUAAUUUAUUGGAAGUUUGAAGAAAAAAGAACUGGAUCAAAAACAUACUUAAGUAUUUUAGUUAGCGAAUACCCAUUUGCGACUGUUAGAUCCUCAGCCAUCUUUGAUUUCAGAAAACCCCUUAACUCCAAGAAGAUUAUAAAAACUAAUAACCUUACCAAGAUUGUAUGAAAAAAAAGUAUGGACACCUAAUGAUAAUUAUUUUUGAU